This is a messenger RNA of Paramacrobiotus metropolitanus, 4122 nucleotides long. RefSeq lists its product as uncharacterized. Gene Ontology annotation, molecular function: chitin binding. The transcript is spliced from 17 exons. Bases 493 to 3942 code for a protein of 1149 amino acids. Gene Ontology annotation, cellular component: extracellular region. NCBI's taxonomy places the organism in Eukaryota, Metazoa, Tardigrada, Eutardigrada, Parachela, Macrobiotidae. The record is from RefSeq and is a predicted model, not a curated record.
ACGACAGUGUCGUACACAAUCAGUACAUACUUUGAUAUAUCCCUCUCUCUCUCCAUCACAUUUCCGCUCAUCCUUGUCAGUACAUCGCCGUACGCCAGGUACCUGACAAUUGUCAGUCCACGAGAUAAUUGAUGUGCUACCAACCGGCAAAUCCCUCCAUAACUUACACACAUACGAACGAUCAAGAUCAUUAUAACUGUAUUUUUUUUCAUUUGUCGGCUGACCACUGAGCGCGCAUUCCUUGACCAGCAAACCAGAAAUAAACAUAUGCGUGGAUGUUGGAUUAGUCAAUGGUGUUGUGUGGCUACGCUGGUGUGCGGUCGGAAUUGUUGAUGCCGGUAGCCUAAACCGGAUCGCCUGCUUGCGUUGUACGGGCAGAGCCAGCGCUUCCGUUGUCUCGUGCAUUGCGCGGGAUUGUUCUGUGCACCGGAGAUUAUACUGCACACGCAUUAAUUGUUCUAGAAAUCCGGCAAAAAGUGGAACGGAUUAAUAAUGCCCAUUCCAUUGUGGCUGUUUGAAUUUUUUGCCCUCUUAUCGGCGUUCCAGAGAACCUAUGGGGCCAGUCACAACGUUUCCGGUUUAUCCAGAAAUCGUCAGUUUCAGGGCACUUACGGACCUUCUCACAAUCCGUCGAAUGUGCCCAUUCAGACACUUAUGUCCAGAAAUGUGUGCCGCGGAAGAACAGGCUAUGUGGCGGACACGAGUCGCAAUUGUCAAGUUUUUUACAACUGUCUCCCUGAUGGGACGAUUACCACUAGCACUUGUCCUGGUGACUACCUUUUUGAUGAAACCACUCAGUGCUGCAAAAUGCCCCACGAUGUCAAUUGUGCCGGUUAUCCCGACGCCAACCAGGGUGCCAUACGUCCAACGGUUUCUUGCAUGGGAAAACGUGGAUUCUAUCCAGACCUUCCUUCCGGAUGCAGGAUAUUUUACUUCUGUGAACCAAGCGGUCGCUCCCGUCAGUUAAGCUGUCCAGAUGGAUUACUUUUCAAUGAGAUCAUCGGAUGUUGUGAUAUUGCUCAAAAUGUUCGCUGCGGAGGAGCUCCACUUCCUCCGUCGACGUCACCGGUUCCGGUCGACGGCGGGGAAGUGUUUUGCCGCAGCCAUCCUCCCGGUUUCUAUAUGAACCCGACGGACUGUUCAACGUACUUUUACUGCCAGAACAGUAAUCGGCACAAUCUACUACGCUGUCCCAAUGGACAGGCAUUCAACGAACUGACCAGUAGCUGUGAUAAUGAUUUGAGCCGUUGCAAUGGAGUGCAAAUUGACCGUAGAGUUUUCGAUUGCACUGGCCGAAGCGGAUGGUAUUCGGGUAGCGAUCCAAACUGCCAAUAUGCCUUCUACUGCAACGCCGGAAUCGGUUAUAUGCACAGAUGUCAAGGUAACUUACGGUGGAAUGCAUUUACUUUGUCUUGCGAGCCAAGAGAAAGAGUUCAAUGCCCACGCAACGGCAACACCGGAAGUGGUCAAACCGUGGUGAUAAGACCGCCAAUAACGCCGGUAACUACCGGUACAAUAGCGCCGCCACAAAGGCCUGGCAGCUACGGUCCUGCAACACAAAAUCCGUAUGGAGAUUACCUGUUCACCACGCAACAGCCGUGGAAUUACGGGAAUGGUGGCGGUGUGUUAACAUACCCAUCGGUGACUACAACGGUGUCGACUUAUUACACCUAUUCGUCCACCCAGCAUACCACGAACACUAAUCCAGGAUUAGGGAUUGACCGUACUUACGACUGUCGCGGCAAAAUCGGCUAUUAUGCGGUUGUCGAAAGUGGAUGUUCACAGUUUAUCUACUGUAAUCCGGAAGGGAUUGCGCAUCGUUUUGCUUGCCCGAGCAUUUUACUGUUUAACAAUAGUUUAUCAGUUUGUGAUUGGCCACAAAACGUUCGCUGUCAAAAUCAAUACACACCGGGAUUUUUGCCCAACACUUUAACCCCGCCAAAUUUUGAUUGCCGAGGCAAAAACGGAUUUUUUGCUGACCGAACACGUGGUAGUCGAUUGUUUUAUCUCUGUCAUUCUGACGGUGGGAAAUUCCAGUAUGUCUGUCCAGCAAAUCUGGUGUUCAAUGAACAAACGUCCGUGUGUGAUUGGCCUGACUACAUGAAGCAGACUGGUUUUACUUCCGGUUCCCAAACAGGCGGCAGAACGCAGACGUCGGCGGCCCAAGUUGAAUGGAACGGACCAGCCUUGGACUGCCGGCUGCGACCCGCCGGAUUCUACGCUAAUCCCAACAACAAUCAAGUGUACGCCCGCUGCACACCGGAUGGCACCUUUAUUGCCAUGCCCUGCCCACAGGCUACUGUUUUCGACCAGGGACUGGGAUUAUGUGUUUUUCCUUACCAAGUUGGACAAGCUCAGACCUACCAAGGAAAUUACGGAAGUUCGACGAAUACCGGUGGCAGCUAUAAUAGCAAUGUCAACGGUAACACGGGUGGAGCAGAUUAUCAAGGAAAUUACCAAGUGAGACCAACAAGCACCGAACAAUACCAGCCGCGUCCCGUACCAAAUACAGCAACGUUCAGGCCUCCGCCGGUGGUAACGACGACCUCGUAUGUCGCUCAGCUGCGUCCGUAUACCGGCCCGGGAAGUGGGCAGCAACCACCGUCGGUCACUACGGUUGGAUACAGUUACAAUGAAAUCGAAGAAAACAAUAACAACAACGACAAUAUUAACUACAACAAUAACCAGUACCAGUACUCUACGGAACCCGAGCCCAGCGGUUUCCCGGGAACGUAUCCCCCGUAUACGCCACCGCAAUCCCCACCACCACCAGUUGCACCGGUUAAUCAGAAUUUUCAAUCCGGAAACAACAUCGAUAGUUUCUUCCAAGGCGAAGAAUACAACAUCCUAAGCGGCAGCAACCAGUUUUCUCCACAAAACCAAAACAAGCCCGACUAUGGUUACGGUCAAGUGCAGCAAGGGAAUGUCAACUACCAGCAAACCGGUCAGUCGUUUAACUACCAAUUCCAAGGGGGAAAUUACGGAGGACAACAGCAGCAACAGCAACACCCGGGAUAUGUACCAACAUCACAACAAACUCCCGCUGUGUGUCUGGGAGCGGCUGGGCUGUACGCCGACCGUGCCAGCAGUUGUCGACGGUAUUUUGUAUGUCAGUCUGAUGGGAGCGGAAGUAUACGUGUGUGCCCAGGGACGUCUGUCUUUAAUGAAUUAACCGGUAAAUGCGAAAACUCCCGGAAUGUCAACUGCUUCUCUAACGCGCCGGGAAUUGUGCAGCCGUCUGUUCCGGUAUGCAUGAAUGGGAAUAAUGCCAAUAAGUUUGUACCCGAUCCGACCAAAGGAUGCAUGACCUUUUACAACUGUGAGCAAAAUGGACGAGGAACCGGAUUCCGUUGCCCAGCCGGCAUGCAGUUCAACCCCAAAAUAAAUGCCUGUGACGACCCAAGGAACUGCAACUGCGCUCCAGAGAACGGUGGAACGAUUAACAUCAAGAUUCCUGUACCGACAACCGUGGUCACCGGCACCAGCGACAUAUAUCGGUCAAAUCUACAACAAUAUUCCGGAGACUAUUCCACAGCUAAUCAAAACAUGGAUCUGGAUAUUCGAGUUCGCCGGCCUGUCGUUACAUCCGGAAUGUUGCCCUUGGUUCCUGGCUACGAUUCGUCUCUGUAUGCUGAUGCUUCCGGAAGUCAUGCGCGCCUGCCAACAUUUUUCUCUGACGAUGACAGUUUGGGAAGCAAUGCAUCCUCCAUUGUCCUAGAUAUUGUUAUAGGUCCGCCUUCCAAGGAAAAUACCACUUUGGUGGCUGCCAAUACAACACAAGUGCCUGAAGUGGCGAAUUCGAACAAAGUUUCCAAAUUGGAACAGGCUGAUGACGCUUUGCCGGGAGAUAAUUAUUUUAGAAUAAACAGAACUAAAAACAAAUCAUUAGAGAAGAUUUUUAAAAUUUUUACUGAGCGGCAUUCAAAAGAUUCUCUAAGUUAGUUAGACAUUUGUUGCGUAUUAAGAGCCUGUUUUGAGUUUUUUUUUUCAGAGACGCCGCUAAACAAACUGUGAUGAGAUUUUAUUGUAAAAAGAAGUGCUAUGUUUUAUUCUUUGUUGAACCAAAGUUUAUUGGAAUCUUCCAUGAAAAGACUAAAAAAUAUUAAAAAAUGUCGAUGAUUG